AAGUUCAAAGGAAAUAACAUUAUCUAACAGCUACGUAUUCAUUGCCUUUGCUAUGGUGCUCCCAAAUUGUUCGUUUCGUAUCUCCGGUCCUAGUCCUGCUGCACAGUGCUAACACGUCAAUAUAGUGAUGUACAACUCCUUGCUUGCACUACUCAACUCACGCGAGACGUUACGUGAUAUAUGUGCCGGCCAGAUCAUAUCUGUCCACCCUUCGGGCAUCACAGGAAUGAUUCACAACUCAGGCCCAUCAGACGGCCUUCAAGCUGCGCAUGUUAAGGAUGAAGAGGCUAAUAUCCAGGUGCGCUACUGCUGAAACGCCAUUUAUUCUUGCGCUCAUAGUCAUCAGUCUUGAGAAUCGCUGCCAACCAAGCCUUGCAUCGCACCAAGUCCCUAUGAAUAUGCUCUUGUUCGUCAUUUGUCACUCGCAUUGCGAGGAUCUUUGAAAUAUAAUAUUUAUGUAAUAUGCUGGUUGGCCUCAAUGGGUGGCCCGUCGGACGGUUCCAAGACACUGACAAUGCUCGAAG
This is a messenger RNA of Phanerochaete carnosa HHB-10118-sp, 524 nucleotides long. RefSeq lists its product as uncharacterized. The coding region runs from base 128 to 313 and encodes 61 amino acids. Lineage: Eukaryota; Fungi; Basidiomycota; Agaricomycetes; Polyporales; Phanerochaetaceae. The transcript has a single exon. The record is from RefSeq and is a predicted model, not a curated record.